UCUAUGUCAAUCAAUGACACUUCGCGCUUUAGCGAGGCGCGGGAAUUGCCCACCCACAAUGGUUCUAUAGUAGAUCUUUGAGCUAUUCCCACGUGCAGGAGUUUCUCUUUACUGUGUAGUGUAGUUAGCAGUAGUGUACGUUAGACAACAUGAAGAUGGACCCUACAAAUCCACAAUCCCCAUCCAACGGGUCGCUAGACGGAGAUGUCCCUAACGAUCCAGGAAAAAUGUUUAUUGGGGGACUAAGUUGGCAAACUACAGUGGAAUCAUUAAAAGACCAUUUUGGUCGCUUUGGUGAAAUUAAAGAAGCAAUGGUCAUGAAAGACCCAACGACUAAACGAUCUCGGGGAUUUGGGUUUGUCACAUAUAAAGACGUGGCUAGUGUAGAUACCUGCUUAGAGAAUGGCCCUCACAUUCUGGACAAUAAAACGGUCGAUCCAAAAGUUGCAUUUCCAAGAAAAGCUCAACCAAAGAUGGUAACCAGGACAAAGAAGAUAUUUGUGGGUGGAUUGUCAGCUGCCACAACAGUGGAAGAUGUCAAAAAUUACUUCUCCCAGUAUGGAAAGAUUGAAGAUGCCAUGCUUAUGUUUGACAAGACAACAAAUCGUCACAGAGGUUUUGGAUUUGUGACAUUUGAGGUUGAAGAUGUUGUUGAUAAAGUGUGUGAAAUUCAUUUCCAUGAGAUCAACAAGAAAAUGGUUGAGUGUAAGAAAGCACAACCAAAGGAAGUCAUGCUACCCACCACCCUAGCAAGGGGGCGGGGCACAUUGACCAGAGGGGCGUACGUGACGGAGGAUGGUGAAAUCGUCUUGGGUGAAAUUCCACAAGAAUUAAUUAUGCCGGAUCUGUGUUAUCUUCCUACGGGACUGCCGAGCUACCCCUAUGGUCGCGGAUUUCCGACACUGGCCCCAGCAGGCUAUUACUAUCCAGGCUUGAAUGGAGUCAAUACACCAUCUGUAGUUGCACGUUCAGCUUCAGCUGUUGCAGCUCGCAGUGCUGGGGUUGGUGGGGCACAACAUGGUGUUUUGGGCAUAACAGCAAGUCCAAGCUUCCCUGGUUACCCCGCUGGUUUAAUACAAACCCCCACUGCUACCCCCGGUGAGCGACAGGUCUCUCCUGCCAUAUAUGCAGAUAUUGGUGCUACUACUAGCCCCUUGGCUGCCAACGCCCUACAAAUACAGCGCAGUGAGCCCUCCCCACUGCCCGUCAGUAACUCGCCCUUGGCCAGGGUGGGAGAGCAACUUCUUACAGCACAAAGAACAGCUAUGAUGAGUAGCCUUGGACACCAGGGAUUUCCCACCGCUACCUCUCCCAGCACUCGCUCUGUGCCCUUGACAACCAGCCCAGGGCCCGUGGAUACCUUUAUUGCCCAGGACGGGCUUGGAUAUAUCCAGGCCACUAGCCCCCAGCCCACAGGCUUUGCUCUCAACACUGCAUAUGGUAUACACGACGGACUAGGAUAUGUUGAUGCCACUAGUUCAAAUAGAUACAUUCACGAUGUGUUAAGUAAGGCACAACUGAUACCGCAAGGUUUCCAGAAUGGUUAUCACUAAGUAUCAGAUAGUGGAAAAUAUGCAAAGUCAUCUGCACACAUUGGACGCAUACUGGACGCAGCAAAUGUUAUCUCAUUGCUGAUUGGUUGAUUUCUAUAAUUUUGUUGGGAAGUUGCAUGAAAGGAUUUCUGAAUCUGUACUAUUAAGAACUUAAAGGAAUGGCACAUUUAGAUGUGAUCUAUCUUUUUUCUUUUUAAUUUUGAUCAAUUUUACUGGCUUUUAUCAACUCUAUGUUAUUAUGUAUAUAUACUAAUGUAAAAAUGUUUUAUUUUUUUGUUUUAUUAUGACUUUUUUCAUUUUAAUUUUUCAUUUAUCUCAUGUGUGAAUCAAGUGAAGCUCAGUGAAAAUUGUGAAAUAUUUGAAGCAUUUAUUCAACAGUAGUAUUUAUUGCUAGAAUUAAAUGUUUAUGUAUGGAUUAAUUUCAUCUCAUAUAAAGGUCAUAUUUGACCAUUUGGAAAUACAGGACAUUUAAUGAGCCACAUCUGGUCUCAUCUAAAUUAAAAAAAUUAGGAGAAACUGUUAUUGGGUUUUGAAUUGCCAUCAUGUUUACAUUCAGGUUUGGUAACUUCUAUAGCAAUAAUUAUUAAAACACUGUUCAAAUACUUUUUUAUAAAAAAGAAUAUUUAACGUAUUUUAUAUUCAUGUUUUUUCAAGAAGUUGUGACUGCAAAAUGUCUGGCCAAAGAUAUGAUUGGUUAAAUGGUGGGAGAUAGGUUCCACCCAUGUGAUAUUAGUGUUAAUUAUCCAAAGCAAAUAACCCUCAGCAAUAAGGACUUAGUGAAUUCUUUGUGAUUAUAUUGUUAUAUACCACAGUGUGUGAUAUUGCAGCAGAUCUGAUCGUAGACUUAGGCACAGUUGUAGAAUGGAUAUCGUUUAUUUAUUUGCUCUUUAUCCCUCUUUUAUUUUACACUAAAACCUGUCCCACUUUGUUCUUGUGAAAAAUUCAAAGGUUGUGUUCAGUUUACAUGCACAAAGUUUUUUUUUUUUUUUACGGUAAAUAUGUGUUUAUAUUUCCAUGAAGACUUCUCUAGUCACUUUGUUCAGACUAGACCAGAAUUUUGUGUUUUACACUGCAAAAAAUAAAUUUUUAACCUCUCUGUGUAAAAAAAAAAACCAAUGUAAAAAGCUUAUGAAGCCUGUUUAAUAGGCUGUUCUUGUCAAUGUCUAUGUGAUCUUUCUAACUGUUGUGUUGUUACUGAUUACCAAUAUUUUGGAGGACAUAAUUGAAAAUGUCACCUGAUUUCUGGGUGUGUUUUAGUGUAGAUCGCUUUUUUUUUUCUUUCGAGUCAGGUGUUCACUUGUAGUGGGUUGUCACAAUUCUGAUUUAUAUACUGUAGAUACGUAGUUUUUAUGAGAGAGCAUAUGUGCUAAAGUUUUACGCAAGUUUUUAUUAUAUUAAAUCAUUGUUGGAUUUUUUUUUAUUUGAAUACUAAAGGUUGUUAUACGGGGACUAAAACAUUUUUAUUAUUGAUUGUUGUAAGACCCUGGGGAGCAAAAGGGGGUCCACAGAGUAGAAUCGUCACUGGUGCUGCAGGAUUGAUUUAUCAAAGUUAGAAACGGAACAAAAAUAAAACAAAAUUGUUUCCAAGUAUACCUACACCUAAAUUACACAAAAAUAUUAUAUUUUUAAAAAUUUUAAAACAAAUAAGAAUGUUUGAUGAUGAAACUUUAUGGACUUUGAAUAUAUCAACACCUCAUCCAUGUCAGUGACUAUUCUACCAGGAAUUAACUUGUUUGUACAGUUAAUGUGACAUAUACAUUGUAUUGUUGAUCAACUUAAUUUACCAAAAAACCUCAUUCGAAAAUUUUAUCAUUUUAUAUACAUGUAUAUAUUAAUAUCUUAAGCCUGCUUUCUUUACCCAGCAGUUUUAUUAGAUUUUUUUUUUCUUUUUAUUGAGGCAUUUUAAGGUUUUGUGAAAAAAAUUGCAAACUUUGACCACAUCAUUUCUGAAACUUUGGGCAUUUAUAUAUGUAUCAAACUGUUUUAUUAUUUAUAAAUUUUUUCUGGGUAAAGAAAGUUGUGUUGUUUUCUCUUUUACAUUCAUUAUAAACAUUAUACUUGUGGUAGAGUAGUGGAUUUAUAUUAGUAGAGUAGUUCUCAUCACCAUUGCUUUUUGGGCAGGGUAUCAUCUGUGUAUAUUAUGUAAGUUAUAAAAUGUAUGACUAACAUUUAUCUAUAUAUAAUCAUUAUAUUGACACUUUAUAAUGGACAAAGAUAAUAUCUUCACAUUUGAAAGCAUUAUCUUUUAGACAGUUAUGUAAAAAGAUUGAAAAUGAAGCUUAAAGGCCUGUAUGGUUGGUCGGCUUUUUCAGGUGUUGGCGGGGCUAAAAAUAGAGCUGGGCAGAUGCGAAGCCUCAUUUUCAAUUUUUAUCCCUGUGAUAAUGAUCUUGUACAUAACCUUCAUUUUUGUCUGAUUAUUUGUUGCCAUGGAGAUGAUGAUUCAAAUUCAAAAUCUUGAAAAGUUAAUUUUAUCACAUAGAGAAAUUGUUCUCUAGAAUUGAAAAUUGUCAUGGUAACAGGACAGACAUUUAUGAUUCAAAAUAAUUAUAUUAACCAAGAUUAAUUAUGCCUUAGUGCUAAUUGUAAGAAAACUUGUAUACCAACUUUUAUCAGGGUCCAAAAAUGUCUCAAAUUUCACAAAUCAUCAUUUGUGAGUUUUCAGUGUAGAGAGUCAAACAAAGUUAUGUAUAAAUGAUGUUAAUGUUUUUCCUCACCUGAAUAUACUAUUGAAGUUUUAACUUAAAUUACAACUGUACAUAUGGUCAUAUUUAAUUUUCAUUAUCAGUAGAUUGAAAAUAGAAGCUCAUUGCUAAGGAACACCACAAGUGGCCUGAGGGAAACUCUGUCACUUUUGGCAUUCAGUCUGAAAGUAGAAUUUGAUGUAAGCCAUUGACAAAGAUUGAAAAAGGUGACCUGUUCUUUUGUAAAUUGAGUCAAAUUGGAAAGAAAACUUGUGUCUGUUACUUAGCAUGGAGCAUUAGAGACUGAAAUCAUUCGUCGGCAGGUUCAAUCAACGUGGCGUUUAAAAACUGUCAAAAAUAAACAAGAAAACAACAGCAUGGAUGAAUGGUUUAGACAAAAAACAUUCCCUAGAAUUGGAAACAGGUCACAUGACAACUACUUUAGGUCAUCUCUGCUCUUGAUGUAAUGGAGAAAAAGAAAGACUGUGUUGAUACUGAUUUUUUUCAAAUCAACUUUUUAUUUCCAAGUCCUGGUCUGUUUACCCACUCUUUGGUAGUCACAAAUGUGUGUUUUCUUACUUAAGACUCUAUACUUAAUUUUGCCAGGAUGAAAGUAAUAUUGUUGUUUGAAGAAAAUUGUUACCAAUUUGGACUUUCAACCUAAAAUCUCAGGGAACAUCUGCUAAAACAGUAAUACGUAUAGAUUCAUGUGUAAAAAUUAUUUACUGGUAGAAUUAGUAGCCUAGGAUCACAAGUUUCCAAGUUGCAGCUACUCCCGUGCCAUGGAUCACUUAUAUACAGCACUGUCUCAAUGCACACAAGGCAUUUAAGGCCCCUUUUUAACUUGUGGUUCAUGUCUUUGUUGCUGUUGUUGUUUGGGAGGGGGGACAUCUCAAAACUAGUGAAGAGAAUUCCCGCCUUCUUGACCUGCCUUGAGGUGCUAAGUCUAGUGCAAUAGUUGGUGUUUAAAGUAAAUAUAUUGGCAUCAUUUCCACUCAACACGGGAAUGCAUGUCAAUGCUUUAUGUAACAAGUUCUUAUAUGUGGGGAAUAUAUAUGUGUGACCUUUAUCGGUAUUUAGCGUAGACUUAAUAUAGACUAGGACAAAUCCUAUAAUACAUAUACAUUAUUUAUGGUGUGUUUUAAUAUAUUUUAUAAAAUCUGAAACCAUUCUUCAGGGGCAGAGGUGACCAAAAAAAAUCGCUUCUUAAAGUGAAUUAUGAUUGCUUGUUAUGUGACCUGCAUCCAGUUUUGCAUAGAGUAGACUAACUUAGAUUAGUUUAUUUAUUUGACUGAAGUGGCGACUUUACAAAGGGUAUAUUCAAACCAUUAUGGCAAAGUAAUGAAAAGCAAAUAUGUGCCAAAGAAUAGUUCUAUAUGGGAAGUCCAUACUUUCUUAAAAUAAGAGGUUUUGUGAUGUCAGUCUGUGAAUUCAAGGUUUUGUUUGAAACAUGCAAGUCAAGUUAAUAUUCAGAUUUUUCUAAGAAUAAGAAUGUUCUUGACCAAUGACGUCACUCUGUAAUACUGUUUGACCUGUGACGUCAUUCUGUAAAACUGUUCCUGUGGACACUGUAAAAUUCAACCUUGGGGAAAUCCUUCAUUUUCUUUGUUAGCACACAUUACCUUCACCAAAUAAUAAACGAUUAUCUCUGAUUUCACCCAAGGUUAACAUGUUGACCUUUGUAUAGUGUAUUUGUGAAAAAGUCAACUGAAAUAAAACGGUAUAUUCAGAA
Messenger RNA from Saccostrea echinata, 5966 nucleotides. RefSeq names its product RNA-binding protein Musashi homolog Rbp6-like. Gene Ontology annotation, molecular function: RNA binding. The record is from RefSeq and is a predicted model, not a curated record. The transcript has 16 exons. Bases 150 to 1553 code for a protein of 467 amino acids. Gene Ontology annotation, cellular component: cytoplasm. NCBI's taxonomy places the organism in Eukaryota, Metazoa, Mollusca, Bivalvia, Ostreida, Ostreidae.